AUGGUGCCUUCAGUGCGGGUGUCGUUUGAGGCCCGUCGUGCUGGGAAGCGUCAGGCCAGCUGCAAGGCUGCGGUGGGUGUACAGGUGAGCAGCAGCAGCAGUGGCAGCAGUAGAAGUAGCAGUAGUAGUAUGAGGAGCAGCAACAGCAGCAGCAGUAGUACCAACGGCAGCAGCAGCGGUAGCACCAGCAGCGGCAGGAGUAGCAGCGGUAACAGGACCAUCAACAGAACCGGCAUUCGCACGAGCAGAUCAGCAGCAGCAGCGACAGCAGCAGCUGCAGCAAAGCUACAGAGACAAAUUGUUACCAAGAAUAUGCUCGAGGCAGACAUUUCUGCUGCUGCCUUUGCAGAGGGAGACUUCUGGGGCAACCGGCUGCCUGCAGCAGCAGGCGAGUCGACGCGGUCUCAGCUUUCUUGA
This is a messenger RNA of Eimeria tenella, 417 nucleotides long. RefSeq lists its product as uncharacterized. The coding region runs from base 1 to 417 and encodes 138 amino acids. The record is from RefSeq and is a predicted model, not a curated record. NCBI's taxonomy places the organism in Eukaryota, Apicomplexa, Conoidasida, Eucoccidiorida, Eimeriidae. The transcript has 2 exons.